AUGUUCGACCCCCAGUACGGCAACGCGCAUGCACAUUCCGUCGAUCAGCCUGUCGUUGACGUUGCUGGUCAACACGACGAGAGUUGCUACGCUGCAGGGCAGUGUGCCCCAGCUCAACCCCCGUUCGCCCCCUCGGACGCGCCUUUCGGAGGCGAAUACAGCUUUGCGCCGCUAUGUCACCCCCAUGAGCCACAUCUACUCAGACCGCGGGUGGAAAUGCCGCUCCCGAGUCCCGCCAUCCCAGGUUUUGCGGUUCCUCCAAGCAUCCCCGGUCAACCACCUGAUGAUUACGACACCAUCUCUAUCACCACACACCACACCCACCACACCCACCACACUCAACAUACCGAUGCUCCCCGUUCCGAGUUCCUGAGCCCCGGUUUUCCUGAGGUUCCUGGUACAUACCCGUCUUCAACAUGUGUCGAUUCGCGUCUGUCAUCGGGUCAUACCUCGAUGAACAGCCUGAACGGUCCACUACCGCCACCGAUACCCGCUUCUUCUGUGCCGAUGCACCCACACCAGGGCCAGAGGAUGUCGCAAUUCUCUCAACCUACUGCGGGGGGCCGACAGCACUCGCUCGAUACUGAGCUCAUCGACACUGAUGAUUACCACCACAGCGGCUGCUUCUCCUUCCUUCGUCGAUGGGGCAAGCCGCGAACUGCUUCCGGUAUCCCCAAGGGCAAGUCCGACCGUCCGGUCGAAGGGUCGAAGAAGCCGAAGCCGAAGCCGAAGCCGAAGCGCCAGUGAAGCCGAUCACCUUCAAUUGUGAAUGACAGCAAACUCACCACGCGCCCAAAAACCCCGUUCCCAAAAACGAACUAUACCGCAGUAACCUUGAAUCUAGCUCUUGACAUAUACGCGUUCAGCGCUUAAUCAUUGCCAAGGUCAAGGGCUGCCAUCAAAGAUCGGACAUUGACGCGACACC
Punctularia strigosozonata HHB-11173 SS5 is the source of this 925-nucleotide messenger RNA. RefSeq lists its product as uncharacterized. The transcript is spliced from 3 exons. Bases 1 to 747 code for a protein of 248 amino acids. The record is from RefSeq and is a predicted model, not a curated record. Lineage: Eukaryota; Fungi; Basidiomycota; Agaricomycetes; Corticiales; Punctulariaceae.